Molecule: messenger RNA, 1746 nt
Organism: Aspergillus luchuensis
Lineage: Eukaryota; Fungi; Ascomycota; Eurotiomycetes; Eurotiales; Aspergillaceae
Product: Hsp70 family protein
Exons: 5
Coding region: 1-1746 (581 amino acids)
Source: RefSeq, a predicted model, not a curated record
AUGGCCCACUUCACAAAUAAGAUCGUCGUAGGUGUGGAUGUUGGUAUAACGUUCACUGGCGUCGUUGUAGCCCAUAUGAUACCGAACGAAGAGCCUGAAUUUCAGGUCAUCGAGGAUUGGCCUGGAAAAAAAGCCUUAAAAGUGCCGUCAAACAUAAGCUACCCGGGAAGGGAGCCUCGGUGGGGCUGGUGUGCCUACACCUAUCCCCCAACUUACGCAUGGUUUAAACUUUUAUUAGACCCUACAGGCCGCCCUACUGGGCCCCUGCCCGAGUCGUUUGCAAGCUUGACAUAUCAACAUCUGCUACAGGAAGCGCCGGGCAAGACCGCCGUGGACAUGGUCGGAGAUUUUCUCGGACGGAUACGUCAGUUCAUUCAAGACUAUUUGACAUCUCUUUGUCUUCUUACCGACAAGACGCUUGUACAAUUCCGUUUCUCUACGCCCGUAGCCUGGGAAGAGGAAGCUCAAAUGGCCAUGCGGACGGCCAUUUCACAAGCCGGAUUCCACACUAUAGGUCUGGAGAACGUUUUUCUCAGUUCUGAAUCGGAUGCGUCGGCCCGCUAUGUGUUAGAGCAGAAAAGCGAUAUGAUCCAGGUCGGCGAAAUAUUUUGCAUCUGCGACAUAGGCGGAUGCACCAUUGAUUCAGCCUGUUACCGGGUGGUGUCAAAAACUCCAGCUUGGGUGCUGGAACCCUUGAGUAAAUCCUCUGGUCACAUCGGUGGUGCAAUUCAGGCCGAUGUGCUCUUUCUCGCAAGGAUGCGUGCAAGAUUUCCGGAGGUGUUCGCCGAAGAAUUCGAUCGCAAUGGCGGUAUGGCAGGCCAAUUUAUGGCCAAAUUUACGGAACUGAAAGAAAAUUUUGAUGGCACCGGGGGAAUCCGUAGGCUGGUUUUUAACAUGAAUGUGGCUUCAAUCCCUGAUGACGCUCGCUGCCAUUAUGACGCUCAGACUGGAGAGGUCCUACUUUCUGUCGGCGAUAUGGAGGGUUUCUUUAAGCCGACCAUUAAGAGUUCUAUCCAGAUAAUGGGCGAUCAACUCAACGAGGUUGAUAUGAUGUGUCGAAAAUAUGGAGGCCAUCAGGUCUCCCACUUGUUUAUCACUGGAGGGUUCGCUGCCUCUCCUUAUGCUCAGAGCGUGUUCAAGGUCUUCUUUGAGCAGCGAAAGGUGCAGCUAACCGUCCCGGACAACCCUGCCAUUGCGACGGCCUACGGGUCGGCCCUUCUAGGUGUUUUUGAUGUGUCAUAUACCAUGGUGAAUUGCGCCCGCACUUACGGAAUUCACCAUGACGACUUCAUGCCAUUCAAAAAGGCAGGCCGGGAGCGACCCAUAAAAGAGCAAUUGGACCGGAUGCACAGCAAAGAAAAGGCGCCGAUCACCUGGAUAUUCAAGAAGAAUAACCAGUACCAGGCGGUUGAGAAGUACACCUGGGGAUUCGAGCUUCUGCAUCAGCACAACAUGCCGUUGAUCAAACCGAUUGCUAUCUACUCAGUCGACGACCCCAGCCCAAGCUCGAAGCCCGAAUUGCUCGACCCGGUUCAUUCAAGUCUACUCGACUAUGUUCAACUCGAUCUGUCUCAGGUUGACUUGACCCGCCACCCUCACAUAAAUGACAAUGAGGGGCACACAUUCUUCCAAAUUCUGGUUUAUGUACAGGCCACCCUCUGUCUCAAGAAAGGGGAGUUGAGCUUCCAAUGUUUAGUAGGCGAAAUCAAUUGUGGCAGUUGCAAGGUCUAUACAGUUUGGGCAUAA